GCGGGAAGCUCGCAUAGGGAAGCGGACAAUCCAUGAGGAAAGAGACGAUAACGAACUCUGCUACUAACUCGGGUUAAUCUGCCACGUGGACAUAUCGAUGCCGUACACGUGUGGCUUCUCCAUUGGCCCCACCGCCUACCUCCGCUCCCUCAUACCUUCGUUCACGUUCAAUCCGCCAUUUCUGCACAUUCUCACCUUUUCCCCAGAAAGUCUUGUGAACUUUUUUCUCCCAUUACUCUUUCCGUCGUUAUCAGAAAGACGAAAGCUUUUCUUCUUUUGCUUGCCACUUUCUGGACUUGGUUCUGUCUCACGUUACAUCUUUCCGCAGGUUUUCCUUUCUUACGCUCCAAGAAAGAAAAUCUUGAGUAUCAUUUUUCCUUCAAUCCAAACACUUCCCGAGAAAAGAAAAACGAAAGAACCAAACUUUCUCGUGAAACUCGGUCCCUCAGUCUUUGAUGCCUGCGGAGUCAAUCUCUUAAUACAUCCACAAGAAGAACCCACUUGCUUUUCUUAGACACCCAUCAAAGAAAAUCCACAGGCCCGUAUUAUUUCCCGAGAAACAAACAGAAAAUCAGCCCCAGAGAAUGGCGGGAAACGAGUGGAUAAAUGGGUAUCUGGAGGCGAUAUUGGACAGCCGAGCUCAGGCGAUAGAGGAGCAGCGUCCGCAGGCGCCGCCGGUGAAUUCGAGAGACGGAGGGCAAUUCUUCAAUCCGACAAAGUACUUCGUCGAGGAGGUCGUAACCGGCGUGGACGAGACCGACCUUCACCGGACAUGGAUCAAGGUCGUCGCCACGCGUAACUCCCGUGAGCGCAACUCGCGCCUCGAGAACAUGUGCUGGAGAAUCUGGCACCUCACUCGCAAGAAGAAGCAGCUGGAAUGGGAAGUGUCGCAACGGCAAGCGCACAGAAGAUGGGAAAGGGAACAAGGACGAAGAGAUGCGACGGAGGAUUUGUCGGAGGACUUAUCAGAAGGGGAGAAAGGUGACGGCGUCGGGGAAAUCGUUCAACCAGAGACGCCCAGGAGAAGGUUGCAACGCAAUCCCUCAAUCAUCGAGAUCUGGUCCGAUGACAAGAAAGAGAAUCGGCUCUACAUCGUACUCAUCAGCUUGCACGGGCUGGUUCGUGGGGAGCAAAUGGAGCUUGGUCGUGAUUCCGACACUGGUGGACAGGUGAAAUACGUGGUGGAGCUAGCUCGAGCGCUUGCAAAGAUGCCGGGUGUAUACCGAGUGGAUCUGUUCACUCGUCAAAUCUGCUCGCCGGAAGUCGACUGGAGCUAUGCCGAGCCGACAGAGAUGCUGACCGCAGGAGCUGUCGAGGAUGGAGACGCUGACGAAGCCGGAGAGAGCAGCGGAGCUUACAUUAUUAGAAUCCCCUUCGGCCCGCGAGACAAAUACCUCAGAAAAGAGCUCUUAUGGCCUCAUAUCCAAGAAUUCGUCGAUGGAGCCUUAGCCCACAUCCUGAACAUGUCCAAGGUUUUGGGCGAACAGAUCGGACAGGGCAAACCCGUGUGGCCUUACGUGAUUCACGGGCAUUACGCCGAUGCAGGAGACAGUGCGGCUCUUCUGUCAGGUGCAUUGAAUGUUCCGAUGGUCUUGACGGGUCAUUCCCUCGGGAGAGACAAGCUGGAGCAGCUUCUGAAGCAAGGGAGGCAGUCGAAGGAAGAUAUAAACUCGACGUAUAAGAUCAUGAGGAGGAUAGAGGCGGAAGAGCUUUCUCUUGAUGCUGCAGAGCUUGUAAUCACGAGCACAAGGCAGGAGAUCGACGAGCAGUGGGGACUGUAUGAUGGGUUCGAUGUCAAACUCGAGAAAGUCUUGAGGGCUCGUUCUAGACGCGGUGUUAAUUGUCACGGACGGUUCAUGCCAAGAAUGGCUGUCAUUCCUCCGGGAAUGGAUUUCACGAAUGUCGUGGUGCAAGAAGAUACACCUGAGGUCGACGGGGAGCUAUCAGCGUUGACAGGAGGAGCCGAGGGGUCCUCUCCAAAGGCGGUUCCGACCAUAUGGUCCGAGGUUAUGAGAUUUUUCACAAAUCCGCACAAACCGAUGAUCUUGGCACUGUCUAGACCCGACCCGAAAAAGAACAUAACCACCCUUUUGAAAGCCUUUGGAGAGUGCAGGCCUCUCCGGGAGCUAGCUAAUCUCACUCUGAUAAUGGGAAACCGGGAUGAUAUAGAGGAGAUGUCAGCCGGGAAUGCCAGCGUUCUUACAACGGUUCUGAAACUCAUCGACAAGUACGAUCUUUAUGGCCUUGUCGCCUACCCCAAGCAUCAUAAGCAAUCUGAUGUUCCUGACAUAUACAGACUUGCAGCCAAAACAAAGGGAGUUUUCAUAAACCCAGCUCUUGUCGAGCCUUUUGGCCUUACACUGAUCGAGGCUGCAGCUCACGGGCUUCCGAUGGUGGCAACAAAGAAUGGAGGACCAGUUGACAUACACCGGGCUUUGGGCAAUGGGUUGCUCGUAGAUCCGCACGAUCAGGCAGCCAUAGCUAACGCAUUGCUCAAGCUGGUGUCGGAGAAGAACCUGUGGAUGGAUUGCAGGAAAAACGGGUGGAAGAACAUUCACCUGUUCUCGUGGCCAGAGCAUUGCCGGACUUACCUCACCCGAGUGGCCGCCUGUCGUAUGAGACAUCCACAGUGGCAGACCGACAUGGAUGAACUGGCUGCUAACGAGGACGAAUCUUCCCUCAACGAUUCUCUCAAAGACGUCCAAGAUAUGUCUCUGCGUUUAUCUGUGGACGGAGACAAAUCGUCCUUGAGCUACUCCGUCGACCCUAAUGCCGAUCCUGUCAAGCAAGUCAUGAGCCAGUUCAGGCAACCCGAAUCCGAAACCAAAGCCAGAACCGAACAGGGGAAGAAGGCUACGGAUAACGCCGGGAGCAAGUAUCCGGUCCUGAGGCGAAGGGGACGGCUGGUGGUCUUUGCAUUGGACUGCUACGACGAAAAUGGAGCUCCGGACGCGACCAGGAUGAUCCCGAUCAUUCAGAACGUGAUAAAGGCGGCGAGAUCGGAUGCGCAGAUGGCGAGAAACACGGGAUUCGCGAUCUCGACGUCGCUGCCGCUGGACGAGUUGACUCAGUUCAUGAAGACGGGAAAGAUGCAGGCGAGCGAGUUCGACGCGUUGAUAUGCAGCAGCGGGAGCCAGGUGUAUUACCCGGGCGGGGAAGAAGGGAAGCUGCUGCCGGAUCAGGAUUACGCCACGCAUAUCGAUUACCGAUGGGGGAACGAAGGGCUGAAGAACACGGUCUGGAAUCUGAUGAACAACUCUCCUAAAGGAUCUGGAGGCGUGAUCGAGGAGGAUCGGCGAUCGAGCAACGAACACUGCGUGGCGUAUUCGAUAAGAGAUCGCUCAAAGGUGAUGAGAGUGGAAGACUUGCGGCAGAAGUUACGGUUGAGAGGGCUUCGUUGUCAUCCGAUGUACUGCAGGAACUCCACCAGGUUGCAGAUCGUUCCUCUUCUCGCUUCUCGUUCUCAAGCUCUUAGGUACCUGUUCGUGCGGUGGAGGUUAAACGUGGCGAACAUGUACGUCGUGGUGGGAGAGAGCGGCGACACGGACUACGAGGAGCUGAUAUCUGGGGCCCACAGGACGGUGAUCGUGAAGGGACUCGUGGCGGCGAAGGGCUCCUCCGACGAGCUUCUCCGGUCGCCGGAGUCCGACCUCCGAGAAGACAUCGUUCCGUCGGAGUCUCCCUUCGUCGGUUCGGUUAAGACCGAUUCUCCGGUUAACGAGAUAACCAACCUUUUCAAGCACCUCUCCAAAGCUACCCAUUGAUCGAUUUCCCGGUUGCAUCAUACAUACGCAUAUUAUAUAUAUGUAGAGGUACACUACAUUGGAUACAAUAUUGAACCCGAUAUUGGUCUUCUCUUAACAAAAUUGGAUUUUUGGUUCUUUUC
Messenger RNA from Tarenaya hassleriana, 3886 nucleotides. RefSeq names its product probable sucrose-phosphate synthase 3. Gene Ontology annotation, molecular function: sucrose-phosphate synthase activity; sucrose synthase activity. The record is from RefSeq and is a predicted model, not a curated record. Gene Ontology annotation, biological process: sucrose metabolic process. Lineage: Eukaryota; Viridiplantae; Streptophyta; Magnoliopsida; Brassicales; Cleomaceae. Bases 585 to 3764 code for a protein of 1059 amino acids. The transcript is spliced from 12 exons.